AUGUCCAGAUCUAUGUCCACCAGACUCCCUUCGUACUUCGACAUGCAUCCCAAGCGGCAGCCGCCUCCGCGCCAGAGGCUCCCUUCCCUGGAGACGGUCGCACAGGUGUUCGGCCGUCCUCCCAUAUACGACGGCAUCUUCGGUAGCUGCAGUGCGGCCUCUCUGCCGCGCCUGGCGGCCACCAGCCGCGACGUCCGCGCCGCAUUCCACGACUUCGAGCGCCGCGCAUUCAACGUCAACCGGCGGCUCAAACGCUUUGUCGACGACCCCGCCGCCUUCCGGACCUUGAUGGGGCGCACGGGGAUGAUCAUCUCUGGCUCGUUCGCGCUGCAAUUCUUCGACCGCACGCUGUACGAGGAGUCGGACCUCGACUGCUACCUCUACAAGGACCGCAGCAUCUUGCAGGUCGGGGCGCACCUCAAGGGGAUCGGCUACGUCUACAAACCCAACCCCUCCGACAGCGGCGGUACAAGGGACUUCGAACGAGACGUCGACCGACUUUUGAGGUCCGACACCGAUUCCGACAUUGACGAUGGCGAUUGGUGUCCGGACUACGGCUCUCUCACGUCUCGCGAGCAUCGGCGCAUCUGUGCCGUAUACUCGUUUGAGCGCAAGACGCGGCGCGGCAGCACUCGUCGCGUGCAGCUCGUGGUCUCGAUGACCUCGCCGUUUGCUGUCGUCCUCAGCUUUCACUCCACCUGCGUCAUGAACGUGAUCACCUACAACGUCGCGUACGCGCUGUAUCCGCGUCCGACGUUCGAGUUCCGUCACGCCAUCGGCCUGAAGGAGGAGGGCGCGGAGGACGCUCUCGCCAAGUACACCGAGCGCGGGUGGACGAUAUUCCCCGAAGGACGCGGAAUUUCCGGUUCGGCAUGGGAUCUUUACUUCUUCUGCGCGGCGCGCUGGGUGUGCGACGACAACACGUGGAAAAUCUCGCUCGACAUGACUGGGGUCGCACAGCCGCCUCCCAUGGCGUGCUCGAGGAAGGCCUUUCGAUGGGACCCGACGUCCGAAUGUGGAUGGGAGCUAGACGGGCAGGGAACGAGCUUCAAGGACUUCGACUCGCCCGCUCUGCGCUGGAAGUACACCCUCCCAGGCGAGCACAGCCCAUGGGAGUUCGAGGAGUUCAUGGAGUCGCGGACGACGCUCAACAAGUCCAAGCUCGCGAAGGGAUCUGUCCCCCCGGAAAACGUGAGGGACAGCUGUCGGCCACCGGGCUGGAAAUGGUGGGAUGCGCAGAUGCCACUUUUGCGCAAGGCAUACAUGGUGCAAAGGGCACCCUGCGAUUUCAAAAAGUUUUUCCGUCUGCCACAGCAGACUGAACCUCGCCGCAGAAGCAACAAAUGUAGAAACAGAUCCGUCCAACUCUGA
Messenger RNA from Epithele typhae, 1371 nucleotides. RefSeq lists its product as uncharacterized. NCBI's taxonomy places the organism in Eukaryota, Fungi, Basidiomycota, Agaricomycetes, Polyporales, Epitheliaceae. The transcript is spliced from 4 exons. The record is from RefSeq and is a predicted model, not a curated record. The coding region runs from base 1 to 1371 and encodes 456 amino acids.